Molecule: messenger RNA, 4850 nt
Organism: Gadus chalcogrammus (walleye pollock)
Lineage: Eukaryota; Metazoa; Chordata; Actinopteri; Gadiformes; Gadidae
Gene: zrsr2
Product: zinc finger (CCCH type), RNA-binding motif and serine/arginine rich 2
Exons: 11
Coding region: 985-2949 (654 amino acids)
Biological process (GO): mRNA splicing, via spliceosome
Cellular component (GO): spliceosomal complex; U2AF complex
Molecular function (GO): pre-mRNA 3'-splice site binding; metal ion binding
Source: RefSeq, a predicted model, not a curated record
UGUGUCUGUGUCUGUGUCUGUGCCUGUGUCUGUGUGUUUGUCAGGUCAUCAUCUGACCUCACAAUACUGUGCCUAACAGACAGUCUGAAACCAUGAAAAUGUACUCUGGUUCGACAGUCUGACUAGGUACUAUGAACACUUGGGACUUGGAUACAAAGAACUACAGCACUGAAAUACUAUACAACCCUUUUAUGUGUGUAUACGUGUGUGUGUGUGUGUGUGUGUGUGUGUGUGUGUGUGUGUGUGUGUGUGUGUGUGUGUGUGUGUGUGUGUGUGCGUGUGCGUGUGCGUGUGCGCGCAUGUGUGUGUGUGUGUGUGUGGUUAAAUAUAUAUGCACCAAAGUGUAUUAUUAGUGUGAAUAAUAAUUUAAUAAAUGCAACCAUUCAAUAAAAAACAUCCCACAGAUGACAUAUAUUUUGUAAAUAAAGCUUAAUACAAUAUAAGAUCAAAUAUAAUUACACCUAAAGCACCGAUUACAUACAUUUAGUUAAUAAGGCUUAACAUGAUCAUCAAGCUAAUAAAAAUAUGUUUGCUAAAUGUAUGAUUUAGUUGUUUAGUAGUACUAGGAAUGUGUGUAUGAAGAUGUAGUAAAGUUGGUAAUCAGCAAUUUGUCUGAAUCAAUAAUAACAGAAACCACAAAAUGAAUGUUUUAUGUAUGUGUCUUUUUUUAAAUCUGUACAUAUUCAUCUAUUUAAUAUCAACUCUGUUUUGUGAACACACGCGUCAUCGACCUGAUGUUUACAACGGACACCGGAAAGGGAAAGGGCAGCGCGAACUCCGAACCGGAAGUUUUUAUAUUUCCUUUCCGCCUCUCACGGACGGUUACCACGAUCAGUAACAGUUCCGUUAAUUUACCUAUUUGAUCCCUUAUCACAAAGAAUACAAUUCAAUGACACACGGACUUACUGGCAGUUAAUUCGCCUCUUGAUAAAUAAUGCUUAAUAUUUUAUUGAGGCCAACGUGAGCAGCUCCCGCCCAGCUGUCAUGGCGGCGCCCGUGGCGGUCCAGGUCCCCGCGAUGAGUAAAAAGCAACGCUUGGCUGUUUUGAAGAAGGAGAGAAGGAAGCGUAAACGUCAGGCUUUAGCCCAAGCCAGAGAAGGCGAUGGAGAGCGGCAUAGGCCUGAGGAAGAGGAGGAGGAUGAGGAGGAGGAAGAUGUCUGUGAUGGGGAAGCUUCUGUCCAGGAGAGACAGCGGCACCAUGAGGAGUGGCUGGGGAGAGAGAGGCUCGCUCAGGAGGCCUUCCAACUCCGGGCCGAGAGAGAGGAGACCGCCAGGAAGAGGCAAGAGGACGAAGAGCGGAGAAUAAAGGAGGAGUGGGACACCCAGCAGAAGAAGGAGGAGGAGGAGAAGGAGCACAAGCAGCAGGAGAAGAAGAACAGAGAGGAGGCUGUUCAGAAAAUGUUGGACCAAGCAGAGAGUCAGCUCAGUAAACCGGUUCAGUGGAUGAACCCCGAGGCCCCCAAGACGGAGAACUCUGAGAACUACGGAACCGAGCGCGACGGGCAGAACUGUCCCUUCUUCCUGAAGACGGGAGCGUGUCGAUUCGGAGACAGGUGCUCGCGGCGGCACGCCCACCCCCCGUCCAGCUCGACCCUGAUGAUCCGGGGGAUGUUCGUGACGUACGGCAUGGACCAGUGUCACCGCGACGACUACGACACGGACGCCUCUCUGGAGCACAGCGAGGAGGACCUGCACGACCACUUCCUGGAGUUCUACCACGACGUGCUGCCCGAGUUCCAGAGCCUCGGACGCGUGGUGCAGUUCAAGGUCAGCUGUAACUUUGAACCACAUUUAAGAGGAAACGUUUACGUCCAAUUCAGCACGGAGGAACAGUGCAUGGAGGCCUACCAGAAGUUCAACGGGAGAUACUACGCGGGCAAGCAACUCACCUGUGAGCUGUGCCCCGUCACGCGCUGGAAGAACGCUAUCUGUGGGCUCUUCAACAAGCUCAAGUGUCCGAAGGGGAAACACUGCAACUUCCUGCACGUGUUCCGUAACCCGGGCGACGAGUUCUGGGAGGCGGACCGCGACAUAUCCCCCGACCGAACGGGGGAGGGCUCCCGCCGGGGGGGGUGGGGCUCGGAGCGGAGGAGUGAGCGGUCCUGGCGGAACCAUCGCCACGGCAGCAGGAGCCCGCCGCGCUCGGAGCGCUCCGGCACGGGGAGGCGGGGCAGUGAGAGGAGGGGGAGUGAGAGGAGGAGGAGCCAGAGCAGGGAGAGGAGGAGGAGGAGCCAGAGCAGGGAGAGCGCUCGCAGUCACAGGAGAGUGGAGAGCCUGCGGAGUGAGAGUCAGGCGUCCAGAAGGAGGCCUGCGAGCAGCAGGGGGGAGCGCUGCCGGAGCCGCAGCCCGAGUGGCGGCCAAGAGAGGGACAGACUCGGGAACAGGAGCAGGGAACGGGAUCGAGAGCGAGACAGCCACAGGAGUAGAGAGCGAGACAGGAGUAGAGAGCGAGACGGGUCUCCGGACGGAAGCCCGAACGGGGACUCGCGGGGCGGCGGCAAAGACGGGGAGAGGCGGCCGAAACGGGAGAGGAGCGCCCGUCGGAGCCCGGAGAAACAGAACCACGAGGACGGAGAGGGGAGGGACAGGAGCUCAGACGACGCCAACCCCUCGCACCAUCGCCAUAAACGCUCCAAAAAGAGCAAGAAGAAGAACAAAAAGAAACUCAAGAAGAAGAAGAGGAGCCGGUCGGCCGAGGUGAUCAGUUCCUCCGGGGAUUCGGAGAACCAAGACGACGCGGACGUGGAGAUCAAGGAAGAGACGUCUCCCCCGAACACCGGGGACGGUGUCCUGGAGGUGUCGUCCGCCGGGCUGAGGCCUGACCCGCGUGUUGAACCUCAGAAUGCGGCCGAGUCGCAGUCUGUUCUGGAGGAGACCGCGGAUCCCCCUGAGCUGCCUUGCCAACAGGAGGAAGAUGAGGACGUUAUCGAUGUCAAACCACAGCUCUGAUGGCUCUCUCUGUACAUAAUGGUUUUUUAAUAAGAGGAUUGACGGAGCUAGUGCUAGAUUACAUAGCAUUUAGUGAAUAAAAAAAAAAUUGAAAACAGGCUUUUUGUUUUGGGAUACAUUUAUUGUUAAUUAUCAGAAGAAAAUGCACCGGCAGUGUUGAAUAAAGUGAUAAAAAGCAUAAUUAUCGCAAAUGAAUCAAUCCAUGGAUGACUGCAAUAAAAAAACGGAACUUGUUAAAAGUGCACCUGCUAACCGCAUAAAAUAGGAUUAGCGUUUGAUAUCGUUAAAGCGUAGGUCUGCUGCAUCCUGUAACGUGGAUUUAACAAACAUGCAACCUUUAGUAAAUAAACUAAAUACUUAGAAUGGGCCCAGAGCGCUGUAAACUGAUCUUAAGAGUUAGAAAAUCAAUCAUUAGAUUCUGUUUUUUUUAUUUUUUUAAAUGCUUUAAUUCCCUAACGACUAAUGUUAGCACAGUGUUCUUUGGUCAUUUUAACAUGUGAAUUAGCCAAGGAUACAUGAAUACUGUCUAAAUUUGUCACGUGCCGAUGCUACUCUCAAAAGGUUGAUUUUCAGGAUAAGGAAAGUAAACAAAAGCAAGGACAGACGGGGAACAUCGAUUGGACAAGGAAAUGGGAAUGUGAUUGCUCAUUCACUUAGACGAAACGAAAUACAGCAACGGUGAACGUUCUGUAUUCACGCAUGAAGUCCUGGGGAAUGCAGGGAGACUCGCAUCAUAUUUUCAUCUACAUCCAAUGCAAAUGAUUCUCAAAGCAGUGCUUGUUGCGGUACCAACCAUAAAUAAGAGAUUUAACACCACACGUAACAAAGACUGAACAGGACGUAAUACUACACUGCGGAUGUGCGGUGAAUGUCUUGCUACAUUAGUAUUCCCGGGCGUUUCCAUGGAUAUCGGCUGGAACAUACAGGAGGGAUGUGUUUCUCAGACAUGGGAGGAUUCGGUACGCGGGCGAGGAUGAUAAUACCAGUUGGCACAACAUUACGAAAAACAGCAAAGACGACAAGCAAACGAGAACAACAACACUAGAUCACAAACACAGGCCAGGGGGUGGAUGGACGUGGACCUGGGUCUAUGUGAGGCCAAUCUCCUCCAGGACACUGCGUGGAGCCUCGGCCUCCUGCCCACGAGAAACAGAGGAAGUGGUUAACAGUGAAAUGGUUUUGGGCUGUGCGUCGGUCAAUGGUUACGGGAAUGGGCGACACUGUGGCGCUGAAACGUCCACUGGCUGUGACCUGAUUACGUUUCUGUCUCCUACCCUACAGCCCCGUUAGGAAGGCUAGGAGAUCAGCAACGAUACAUAUAUCUACAUAAACACUACAAAUUCAACAAGCAUCAUUUAAGUUGUAAUUAAAAGUAUGAUUACCCCAAGAUAACCUCUAGAACCUGUCCUAAAAUCAUACGAUAGGCUAAGCUCGGUCCUAACAUCAUACGAUAGGCUGAGCCCGGUCCUAAAAUCAUACGAUAGGCUAAGCCCGGUCCUAACAUCAUACGAUAGGCUGAGCCCGUCCUAACAUCAUACGAUAGGCUGAGCCCGGUCCUAACAUCAUACGAUAGGCUGAGCCCGGUCCUAACCUCAUACGAUAGGCUGAGCCCGGUCCUAACAUCAUACGAUAGGCUGAGCCCGGUCCUAACAUCAUACGAUAGGUCAGCCCGGUCCUAACAUCAUACGAUAGGCUGAGCCGCCCUGUCCUAACAUCAUACGAUAGGCUGAGGCCGUCCCCACCUCCUGCAGCAGAUCGGCCUGCUCGAUGGCCUUCAACACGUUCUUCUUGGACGUCUCCUGGGCCUCUCCGCCCAGCAGGAACUCGUCCAGGAUGAAGUAGGCCUUCUCAAAGUUAAAGAUGAUGUCCAGCUCGCAGACCUGUUGAACCACACCCCCACA